GAUUACCCUUUAUCUUACCAAAGGAAGGAACAAGCAAUUUGGGAGUUGGGAGAUGGAACUAGGAGAGUUGAGAUUUGAGAGUCGGGGAGAGCUCCUAUGAAUAAUAAUGAUUGACUUUGUUUUGCGAAGAUGCAACACGUUUUGCCGGACUGGUCAACCAAACCAGUUCAAUGGCUUCCUCUGCUGAUCUUAUUACAGGUUUAAAUUUUUGGAAUUUGGGAUUGGAAAUUAGCGCAAAGAGGGUUGUUUCUUUACAGCAGUGUUGAUUGAGAGUUCAAUUUUGAUGCAAUAAUGGCUUCAAGUGAUAAAGGGAAUCCAGAAGAGGAAGUUGAGGAAUGUAAUGGUUCAAAAGCUAAGGGGCAUGUUCCUCUUGACCUUUCAACGUCUCAAAGGACGCUACUGAGCAAUGAAAACCCUCAGAGAAAGUCCCCCAGCCGCUUGGCUGCUAUUCAAAAGAGGAUGAAUUUCCUCAAAUUUCGUUCUCCAUCUGCCAGAUUCAGGCUGUUAGCUCAGGAAAGAGAUGAGGCUUCACGUUCAGUGUCAGCUUCUUCAAGUGGUCAUCAUGGUAUUCGAGAUCGGCUGAAUGAGGUUUUUCAUAGGAAGAUUGAUUGGGAUUCUCUCUUGAAAAUCGGCAAACAAUGGAUUAGGGACCCCAUGAAUAUGGCUCUUUUUCUUUGGAUUCUGUGUGUGGCUAUCUCAGGUGCAAUUCUGUUUCUUGUCAUGACUGGAAUGUUAAAUGCUGUGAUUCCUGACAAGGCCCAGAGAGAUGCCUGGUUUGAGGUUAACAACCAGAUUCUUAAUGCACUGUUUACUCUUAUGUGUCUAUACCAUCAUCCAAAGCGAUUUUACCAUCUCGUACUUCUUUGUAGAUGGAGACCAGAGGACAUUUCUAAACUCAGAAAGGUAUAUUGCAAGAAUGGGACUUAUAAGCCUCAUGAGUGGGCACACAUGAUGGUUGUUGUUUUGCUACUUCAUGUGAAUUGUUUUGCUCAGUAUGCACUUUGUGGCCUGAAUUUGGGGUACAAAAGAUCUAAGCGACCUGCGAUUGGAGUUGGAAUAUGUAUAGCUGUUGCAAUAGCUGCACCUGCAAUAGCUGGUGUUUAUACCGUUCUUAGCCCCCUUGGGAAGGAUUAUCAUAAUGGAGUGGAUGAGGAAGCACAGGUUCAACGUACCCCUGAUCAAGGUAGAAGGACCGACCAGUUAAGACAGAAAUCACUGGAGAAGAGAUAUUCAUUUACAUCCAGAGAUGAGAAUCAUGAGAUAGUGGAGAGCAGUCCGAGGUGGAGUGGAGGUAUACUUGACUUCUGGGAUGAUAUUUCUUUGGCAUAUCUUUCUCUUUUUUGUAGUUUUUGUGUCUUUGGGUGGAACAUGGAGAGACUUGGGUUUGGAAACAUGUUUGUUCACAUAGCAACCUUUAUCCUGUUUUGUGUGGCUCCUUUCUGGAUAUUCAUCUUGGCCUCUGUUAAUAUUGAUAAUGACACUGUAAGGGAGGCUCUUGGAGUUACUGGAGUCAUUCUUUGUUUGUUUGGCCUGUUAUAUGGUGGCUUCUGGAGGAUACAGAUGAGGAAGAGAUUCAAUUUGCCUGCCUAUAACUUCUGUUUUGGCCAACCAGCUGCUAGUGAUUGCACACUGUGGCUAUUCUGUUGUUGGUGUUCCCUUGCACAGGAAGCACGGACUGGGAAUUUUUAUGCUAUCACAGAAGAUAAGUCCUUGAGAAAAAAAAAGCACAAUAGUCACCAGCCAACAAUGUCCCCUUUACCCCGUGAAGAUGGGGUGGUUGAGUAUAGAUCUGGCCCAAGUUCUCCACCUGGGUACGACUCUAGCCCAGCCAAGACUUUCUUUGAUAGUUCUUCAAGUCCUAGACGAGUUUCAAAUGAACACUCUUGUCCAGAAAGGAAACUGUCUAUGGUGAAAGAAGAGUCUCCUACAAGAGGUAAAGACGAAACUAUGAUCCCACCUGCUCCAGCAACCAUACGGAGAGAAUCAAUUUAGCUGAGGAAAAGCUUUUAUGUAUUUAUUGUUUUUUCCUUAUUAAUUAAUGUGCAAUAUUUCAUAUGGUUUUUUUUUUUUUACUAUUUUUAUUAUUUUUUAUGUAACUUCAAUAUACUUUUGAGUGCAAU
Rubroshorea leprosula is the source of this 2120-nucleotide messenger RNA. The record is from the annotation of a GenBank genome assembly. NCBI's taxonomy places the organism in Eukaryota, Viridiplantae, Streptophyta, Magnoliopsida, Malvales, Dipterocarpaceae.